ACUUCAAGCUAGGUAUGGGAGCCAGAGGAGUUAUUUCUGAUAAAUGGUCCAUGAGGGUUCUCUGGGCCUGUGCUAUUGGAAGUGGUAUAAGCCUGUAUUUUGUGGCUGUGGAAAGACAAGCACAGAACAGGGCACGGAUGUUAGCUCAAAAUUUACAGGCCAUGGAGGAAGAAUCAGGCGAUGCUGCAGAUGCUUGAUAGUUAUAUUAUAGUCAAUAACUAGUUGAGAACUUCCAUAAUUCCCAAGUUCUCCUUUUUAUCAUUUUGGCCGUUGUAAGGAUUAUGUGAAAAGUUUUGUUUUCAGAAUUGAGUAUAGGGAAUUCCCCUGUAGACCAGAAUUUAAUAAGUGAUGUUUAGAAUUAGAAUAUAGAAGAGGCUGUAGAGAUCGAUCUCUGCGGGGGAGUACCUGUUCAGUUAUGAGUCUUUCUCAUGUGAUAUUAUUGUUGGUUGAAUUUCAAAAAUACUUUUCCUCUGUUGCAAAACUUUCUUUGU
Argentina anserina (silverweed cinquefoil) is the source of this 491-nucleotide messenger RNA. RefSeq lists its product as uncharacterized. The transcript is spliced from 3 exons. The coding region runs from base 15 to 197 and encodes 60 amino acids. The record is from RefSeq and is a predicted model, not a curated record. NCBI's taxonomy places the organism in Eukaryota, Viridiplantae, Streptophyta, Magnoliopsida, Rosales, Rosaceae.